UCUGCUUGCUAGUAUCUUAGCACGCUAGCUAGUUACACUUGCUGCGUCGUAGGAUCGACAUUACCGCUGCAAGCUGACCCGGUGCAGCACAUCGUUGCGAGCGGUAACAGCCGUGAAACGAUAACGCACCGCGUCAUUGCAGCAAUUAUCGCUUAACAAAGCUUCAAGCAGCAAGAUGCGCCAAGCAUUGCUGUGCGCGGCGACGGCCGCAGCGUUACAAGCACCGGCGAACGAUUUGGUAUUAAGACUAGCACGAGGCGAGCAAGUAGAGCGGGCCCCGGUCUGGCUCUUCCGCCAGGCGGGCCGGCAUAUGCAAGAGUACCGCGACUACAAGGCCAAGACGGGCAAGCACUUCCUCCAGCUGUUAGACGACCCGAAGGACGUCGCCGAGGUGACGAUGCAGCCUCUUAGGCGGUAUGCGGUCGAUGCUGCCAUCUUGUUCAGUGAUAUUUUAGUGGUUCCGCAAGCGCUCGACAUUCGCGUCGAGAUGCCGGGCGGUGUUGGUAUUGUGGUGCCGGAGCCGCUGACUUCCGCUGCCAUGGCGGACGAGGCCGCGGCGAAGGCGAGGGCGGAUCCUGCUUCACUUGUAGCAAAGCGACUGAAGCAUGUGACGCGCGGCGUCGAGGAGAUUAGGUCUGCGCAAUUGGCCGAGAACUUAGAUAGAACGCUACUCGGCUUCUCCGCGGCGCCCUACACGCUGUUCUUCUACUCUGUAGGUGGUUCUUCCAAGAACCAGGCGCCUGGCGCUCAAUUCAGCAAGGAGAACGCCCAGAGCACACAAAAUUUGCUGGAGGCCUACACGGACCUAGUCGUAGAAUAUCUGUCGGCCCAGGCGGACGCGGGAGCCCACGCGUUGCAAGUUUUUGAAGCGAUGGGCAUGACGUUGGGGGCCAAAAUGUUCGAGGAACUCGCUUUACCGCAUCUGGAAGCCCUGGCGUCGAAGCUGAAAGCUAGACAUCCGGACGUGCCUCUGCUGGUCUUCGCUAGAGGUGUCGAGGACCCUCUGUCGGUCAACCUGCGACUCCAGAAGGCGGGCUACGACGUCAUCACGCUAGAUGGGGAAGCCCACCGCUCAAAGAGCCGCGAUGCGUUAGGUGCUUCCCAAGUGCUCCAGGGCAACUUCGACCCGAAACUCCUGCUGCCGGACUCGUCUCAAGAAGCCAUCCACGCCGAGGUCGUGGCGAUGCUCGAGGCGUUCGGGCCGGACAAGCUCCUCGCGAAUUUGGGCGAGGGCCUCGGGGGCAAGGAGGACCAGGGGCUGGUCGACUUCUUCGUGAAUGAUAUUCAUGCCACGUCCGCGAAGAUGAUCUCAGGAUAAAUAUAC
Messenger RNA from Pelagomonas calceolata, 1324 nucleotides. Lineage: Eukaryota; Pelagophyceae; Pelagomonadales; Pelagomonadaceae. The record is from the annotation of a GenBank genome assembly.